GUCGUUAUGAAGAGCUUGAAUUGAAAUAUUUCGGGUUUGAUUAUUAUGCGAAUUACGAAAAGAACUCUAUUCUUAUAUCCGAUUUUCGUGGACGAAAAAAUAAUAAAGAUGCACUUCGAUAUUUACAGGAUAAUCGAAAAAUGGAUUGUGGCAAUCAUGACAUUCCUAUUCUUUUUCUUCAUACAAUGAACGACGAUCCAGACACUUCUUCAUAUAAUGGUUUCGUUCCUAUCAACAUGAAUAAACUUGAAACCCCCGAAAAAAAAAAAAAUUACGAGAAUAUUUCAAAAAAGGUGAACGCCGUCCCCCGAGCCGCCAUUGAUCAUACUGAACUCUCAGACUUGGCUGACUGUUCCAUUUUAACAGAUACGGACAUCGAAACUAACGAUGAUAUCGAAGUUGAUACCGGAACCUAUUCAGAAAAAAAAAUCAUUUCUACCGACUCACAUCCUCAAGCAAACGAACAAUUCAAUCUGACAAAUCUCCUUCAAGAACCCAAACAACGUGUCUUAACCGACUAUUUUUCUCCCACACAUGCUGGUAAAAAUCACGAUAUUCGUCAUUCGGACGAUUGCGAAGAUAUCGAAGAAACUGACAAGAUCCGAAAUCGACGUCGAAAGCGUAUCAACAAUGAUUCGGACGAAGAUGAUGAAGUUGUUGAAAAGUAUACUAUUACCAAGAAAUUAAAGAACUGA
Racocetra persica is the source of this 695-nucleotide messenger RNA. NCBI's taxonomy places the organism in Eukaryota, Fungi, Glomeromycota, Glomeromycetes, Diversisporales, Gigasporaceae. The record is from the annotation of a GenBank genome assembly.